This is a messenger RNA of Onychomys torridus (southern grasshopper mouse), 333 nucleotides long. Its product is annotated as cytochrome P450 2C29-like. The record is from RefSeq and is a predicted model, not a curated record. Gene Ontology annotation, cellular component: cytoplasm; intracellular membrane-bounded organelle. Bases 1 to 333 code for a protein of 110 amino acids. The transcript is spliced from 4 exons. Gene Ontology annotation, biological process: xenobiotic metabolic process. Gene Ontology annotation, molecular function: heme binding; iron ion binding; oxidoreductase activity, acting on paired donors, with incorporation or reduction of molecular oxygen, reduced flavin or flavoprotein as one donor, and incorporation of one atom of oxygen. Lineage: Eukaryota; Metazoa; Chordata; Mammalia; Rodentia; Cricetidae.
AUGGUCGCGGGAACAAUGGUAAUAACAUCACUGUCAUCAGUGCUGCAUGACAGCAAGGAAUUCCCCAGCCAAAAGAUAUUUGACAUUGGACAUUUUCUAGAUGGGAAUGGAAACUUUAAGAAAAGUGACUACUUCGUGCCUUUCUCAACAGGAAAAUGGAUCUGUGCUGUAGAAGGCCUGGCACGCAUGGAGCUGUUUCUAUUCCUGACCACCAUUUUAAAGAACUUUAAGCUGAAAUCGCUGGUUCCCACUAAGGACAUCAAUAUUACCCCAGUGGCCAAUGGAUUAACCUCUCUGCCACCCCCUUAUAAGAUCUGCUUCAUUCCUGUCUGA